AUGGCUAGUUGUGUGCAGCUUUUAGGCGUAUCACCGAGCCCAUAUGUGAACAGGAUUCAAAUGGCUCUUAACUUAAAGUCCAUCGAGUAUGAGUUCAUUCGAGAGAAUCCCCAAGACAAAACUGAGCGCCUUCUUGAAGCCAAUCCUAUUUUAAAGAAAAUCCCAGUUCUUAUCCAUGAUGGCAAACCUAUUUGCGAAUCCCUCAUCAUUGUUCAAUACAUUGAUGAUGCUUGGAAUAAUGGUCCAUCCUUACUCCCUUCCGACCCCCAUGACCGUGCCUUAUCCCGGUUCUGGGCUGCUUAUAUUGAUGAUAAGUGGAUUCCACUAUACAAGGAGCUUAAAGAGGCAUCAACAGAGGAAGCAAGAAAGGACAUCAUAGAGAGAAUAUGUGAAGGUUUGGUCUUGUUGGAUGAGGCUUUUGUCAAGUGUAGCAAAGGGAAACCCUUUUUUGGUGGAGACAAUAUUGGUUAUCUCGAUAUUGCACUAGAAUUGACCAUGGCAAGUUGUGUGCAGCUUUUAGGAGCAUCGCCGAGUCCAUUUGUGAACAGGGUUCAAAUGGCUCUUAAAUUGAAGUCUAUUGAAUAUGAGUUCAUUGAGGAGAAUCCCCAUGUCAAAAGUGAACGCCUUCUUAAAGCCAAUCCUGUUCUGAAGAAAAUUCCAGUUCUUAUCCGUGAUGGCAAAUCUAUUUGUGAGUCCCUUCUCAUUGUUCAAUACAUUGAGGAUGCUUGGAAUAAUGGUCCCUCCUUACUCCCUUCCGACCCGCACGACGCCUACUUAGCCCGGUUUUGGGCUAUCUAUAUUGAUGAGAAGUGGUUUCCACUAUACAAGGAGCUUGGUGCAUCGACAGAGGAGGCAAGAAAGGAAACGUUAAACAAAAUAUUUGAAGGUUCGGUCUUGUUGGAGGAGGCUUUUCUCAAGUCCAGCAAAGGGAAACCUUUUUUUGGUGGAGAUAAUAUUGGUUACCUCGAUAUUGCACUAGGUUGCUACAUGGGAUGGCUUAAAGUGACAGAGGAAAUGACCGGCAUAAAAUUUCUUGAUCAAAGCAAGACCCCGGGCUUGGCAGAAUGGGCGGAGAAAUUUUGUUCACAUGACGCUUUUAAAGAAGUCGUGCCAGAGACUCAGAAGCUAGUGGAAAUUUAUAAAGCGGUCCAAGGCAAGGGGAAACCAGCUUCUGGUUGA
Molecule: messenger RNA, 1179 nt
Organism: Fraxinus pennsylvanica
Lineage: Eukaryota; Viridiplantae; Streptophyta; Magnoliopsida; Lamiales; Oleaceae
Source: the annotation of a GenBank genome assembly